UUGAGUUCACAGCUGGGACGUCUAGCGGUCCUUUCAUCAACAGUAAAGGCUCUGUGGCUCGGCGCUCUGCCCGACAUCUUCUAUCCUCUCUCCUGCUUUCUGUCGUGUCUCCUCUCCUGAACAGCUGGCCAAGGGGCUGAUUGUGUGCUUGCUGCGGAGGAAAGAGCGAGCAGACUCCACUUACUCUAGCCAAACAGAGGAGAGUUUACCCAGGAAGCAUUCUCCACUCUCUGGCAACUGGAUGGGAAGACGGAGACUCUUUGACCUUGGAAAAUGAAGAUGUUGUUGCCAUGGGAACUGUUAAUCCUUCUGUCACUCAAAGAGUGCCUGGCUGAGAAUACACGCCAUGGUCCUGUCUUCACCCAGGAGCCUAGUGACAGUAUUUUCCCACUGAGCACUGAUGAUAAGCAGGUGUUUAUUAAUUGCAAAGCAAAGGGAAACCCAACUCCGCAUUAUAGGUGGAAAGUGGAUGGGAGAGAAAUAAACACAGAGUCAGAUCCAAACUACAGCCUUGUAGAGGGGAACCUGUUGAUCAAUAACCCUCAUGUCAUCAAUCAUGGGGGAGUGUAUCAGUGCAUCGCCACUAACUCAUUUGGGACCGUUGUGAGCAGGGAAGCAAAAGUCCAGUUUGCUUUUCUCCAGAACUUCAGCAAGAAGUCAAGGAACACGGUGUCGGUGAGAGAGGGUCAAGCUGUGGUUCUGCUCUGCGGCCCUCCACCCCAUUACGGAGAGAUAAAAUAUUCAUGGGUAUUCAAUGGACAGCGCACUUUCCUGCAACAGGAUGUCCGUCGUUUUAUCUCUCAGCGGACGGGAAACUUGUACAUAGCCAAAGUUGAAGCCUCAGACGCAGGGAACUAUACAUGCGCGGUGAGAAACAUGAUGACCAAUGCGACAGUGUUCAGCUCUCCAACCCCUGUGGUGGUGCGGAGGGACGCAGUGAUGGGUGAAUACGAGCCAAAGAUUGAGGUUCAGUUCCCUGACACACUUCAUGUUUCUAAAGGAUCAUCAGUGAGGCUGGAAUGCUUUGCCUUAGGAAACCCUGUGCCUUCAAUCUCAUGGAGAAGAGCUGAUGGAAACCCACUCCCUGGCAAGAUUAAAAUCAACCACUCCAGUGGGGUUCUGGAAAUUCCAUAUUUUCGCCCGGAGGAUGCUGGUGUGUACGAGUGUGUAGCCGAAAACAGCAAAGGACGAAAUAUUGCCAGAGGGCAACUUUUAUUCCACAAUGUUGAACAUCUGCACUGGCUCCAGACACUGAAAGAUGCUCACAUGGCAAUUGAUGCUAAUCUGCAGUGGGAAUGUAAGGCCAUCGGUAAACCUAGGCCUACAUACAGAUGGUUUAAGAACGGUCAGCUACUACUAGCAGAGGGGAGGAUCCAUGUGGACACUGGUAGACUGACAAUAUCCAGGAUUAGUCCGUCAGACUCUGGGAUGUAUCAGUGUGUGGCAGAGAACGAACAUGGAGCCGUCUAUGCCAGUGCUGAGCUCAAGGUUGUAGCCUCCCCACCUGACUUCACCUGGCGCCCUGUGAAGAAGUCCACAGUCAUCCAGAGGGGGGGUGAGGUGGUUUUAGAGUGUCGCCCCCACGCUUCCCCUAGAGCCACAAUCUCCUGGUGGAGAGGGGGCGAACUCCUGAAGGACAGCAAGAGACAGACUAUCAUGGAGGAUGGGACUCUGCGUAUCACCAACAUCAGCAAAUCUGACGGAGGCAGGUAUACAUGUGUGGCCAGAAACCAUUUUGGAACAUCUAGCAGCUCAGGAACGCUGAUGGUGAAAGAGCCCACGAAGAUCAUUGUUCCACCCUUGAGUUUGGACGCCACCGUGGGACAGAGCCUUGUGUUGCCGUGCGAGGUGUCCAGUGAUUCUACUCUGAGCCCCAUCUUCAAGUGGUUUUUCAAUGGCAAAGCAAUUGAUUUCAGCAGGCAGGAGCACUUUGCGAUGAUUGGAGGGGGAUUUGCAGGUGACCUGAUGGUGAGGAACAUUCAGCUGAAGCAUUCUGGGAAGUAUGUGUGUAUGGUACAUACUGAAGUUGACACCGUCUCAGCAGCAGCAGACUUAAUUGUCAGAGGACCUCCCGGUGCCCCGGAGGGCCUGGUGGUGACUGACAUUACUGACACCACCGCACAACUGUCCUGGGGAUCUGGAUCCGACAACCACAGUCCCGUUACCAUGUACAUGGUGCAGGCCAGGACCCCUUUCUCUAUAGGCUGGCAGAGUGUGAGAACAGUUCCUGAUUCUGUGCCUGGACAGAUGAUGCAUGCAACAGUGAAAGAUUUGAACCCCUGGGUGGAUUAUGAAUUCAGGGUGGUGGCAAUCAACAGUGUUGGUGUUGGAGAGCCCAGCACACCAUCAAAACAGAUUCGAACCAAAGCAGCAGUUCCCAAGGUUGCACCAGUUAACGUGAGUGGUGGUGGAGGAGCUCGAGGAGAACUUGUCAUCAUGUGGGAGCCAGUUCCAGAGGAACAGCAGAGCGGAGAGGACUUUGGCUAUGUCGUGGCUUUCCGCCCACUUGGCAGCAGCACCUGGAUCCAGACAGUGCUGGCAUCACCUGAUGCAUCGAGAUAUAUUUACAGAAAUGACAGCAUCGCACCUCUGUCCCAGUUUGAAGUGAAAGUAGGAGUCUACAACAGCAUUGGAGAGGGACCGUUCAGCCGUGUCGUGAAAGUGUUUUCUGCAGAGGAAGAGCCCACCGAGGCUCCAUCAAGAGUAUGGGCUCGUGCAGUGUCAGCCUCUGAGAUCGAGGUGUACUGGGAACCAAUUCCCCCUGGGUCCAGCAGUGAGAAGAUCAUUGCAUAUGAGGUUCUCUUCUGGGAGAAAGGAUCUCAGCAGAGUGAAGCAGAGAGAGUGAGGGUUAUCAACACCACAGCUCUGCUCUCUGGCUUGAAGGGCAGCACAGUCUAUCUGAUCUCAGUCAGAGCCCAAAACAGCGCUGGACUUGGACCGUGCAGCCCUGCUUUUAACAUCACCACCAAGAAACCUCCACCAAGUCAGCCCCCAGGGAAUAUUGAGUGGAACUUGACCAACUCUAAGAUCUCUCUAAAUUGGGAACAUGUCAAGGCGAUGGAAAAUGAGUCUGAGGUGACAGGAUACAAGGUUGUGUAUCGUCAGAACUGGCAUGGCAGGACUACUGUACUGGAAACCAAUAAGACCAAUGUGGAGCUGCAAAUCCCCUCUGGAGAGGACUACCUCAUUGAGAUCAAAGCUCUGACCGAGGGGGGUGAUGGCACCAGCAGUGGCCCCAUCCGCAUACCAAAGAUGUCCAGUCUAAACUCUAAAGGAAGCAUGUGUCCAGUUCCAAUGAAGAUGUGCUGUUUCAUGAUGAUUUUUUUUAUUUUCUAUUUUCAGUUUGUAGCUUAUGAUGCCUUUAUUUUUAGCUCUGGACAUUAGAAUGAACUUAGUUUAUGGGUCUAUUAUAUAUGGCAAAUUUGCGGAAUAAGCAGCUAACUAGAACAAUGUUUCUCAAUCACUGGUUUGUAACCCAAAAACGGGUGAUAGGACUGUUCUGACAGGUUGUCAAAUGUCCACAAAUCUGUGGUUGGACUGUUACUCACAGCACAGUUACAAAACAUUUUCAUCUGCCUAUUUUCAGGACCAUUGCAAUCCUUCAGGAUGCAUGUAUUUGAUAAACAUGGAAAGAUGAAUAUCUUAUCUUUCUUUGUGAAAUGAACCUGAGCACAUUCCCAUGUCAAAGUUUCCCCAUUCCAGUGUCUGUUUCCAACUAUUUUGCCUCAACUUAUUUCUUGGCUUGCUGUGACCUCUUUGAAUGUUACAGACCAAAAGGUACAAGUUUCACCGACUUUCCGUUCCCUAACAUGCUAUAUCAGAAGCUAUAUGGCUACAGGUUAGGCAACUUGGGAAAAACGUGUUCAGUCAAUCUCUAUUUACUGAGUUUUCCUCAUUUGUAUUUAAAGAAAAAUUACGGAAUAUUUUAAACUGGCAGAUUUCCGUUAUACAGUUUUGGGGAAACAAAGCCUCCUACAGUUUUCCAAAUAAACUGGAUUUUUACAUUAAUUAUUUCAAAUUCUUGUCUCUGAGUCCAGUUGAGGGUAAUCACAGAAGGUAGCCGCCUGGAAUGGCUAUUAUGGAUAACUGCAUACUAUGCAGUUAUCCAUAAUAGGUGGAUGGCGGAUGUGGUGGAUGGUGGAUGUAGAUACCUAUGCACUGCAUAGGUAUCUACAUCCUGGUCAAUAUGCUGGCUGGCCUAACUACCCUGCUGUUACAUGUUUAACUUGAUGUGACCACCAGUCACAAGAGGUCUCGCCAAAACCAUCAAAACAGACAAUCUUCAAGAUAAACAGUUUAAUACCAGUCUGUAAUCAUCCAUCAUCCACUGAAACCAAAACCUAAUGUUUUCUGUGUUGAUUUUAUGCAGGGAAACACUGGCUAAUUUUGCUAUGCUUCUUAAGCACUUAUCAAGAAACACUUGGGUAUGCUGCUUUAUAUGGAAACAAAUGCAAACCCAGUUGAGAAGAAUUCUUCAAAAGCUGCUUUGCCUUAUCAAGUUUAUAUUGUUCACUUCUGUUGUCAACCAGUCUUUAAAACAUACAGAUUGUAAUUACUUUUGCAUAAGGGCAAGCUUAUCAAACAUAGAAUGUAAAAUGUCGUUUAGAUAUCUUGUUUAUUUUAUUUGUGAAAGUAUGUUUUAUGUGAUUAUGUGUGAAAAAAAUUACUUCUUUGUAAUGAAGAGACUGGCAAAACGAUGGUGUACAAAUUAAAGGACUAAAGGACAAACUAAAAUCACCUACCAUACAAACUUAUGUUACCACCAAAAUUGAAGAUAAGUGAGUAGAAAAGCCUUCCUCUGUAAGAAUUGUUUUGUAUAUUUAACACGCCUUUUAUAUAUAAAAGGAAAACACUAGUAUGCACCAUACAGAAUGCUAAAAAAAUGUAUGAGAUCAUCAAAGAAGCAAAAUUUGUCUUUGGACAAUAUCCUUCCAGCAAUUUUAGGCCAUAUAACAAUUGAAUUAUCCCUUCAAAAGUGACAGAAAUUCAUAUUUUGGAGAUAUGUAGUCAGAAAUAGACAUAUUUCACUGAUGCAACAUAAUUUGGUUGGUUUUCAGUUAAGUGUCACCUUGAUACAAUGCUACAAAGGUAUAAGAGAAAAAGUUCACAAAAGUUAGUGAUGUUCAGUGACAAAAUGUAAAGACAUGCUAAUGUAAUAUUAUAAACUUCAGAUUUGUUUGCUAUGCACAUCUUUUAUUUUAAAUCGUUUGAUGCCUUUUUGUUAUUUUGUAGUUUCAACACAUCUGUGACUUUUUUAGGACAACACACAUUUGUCCUAAAGAGGAGACACAAGUGUUUAAGAGUGUAGAACUCUGUUUCACUCAUGCUUAUUUGUGUGCUUUAUUUUUUAUUUUAAAUUAAAUUAAGUGCUAUUCAUUUAUUAUAUAUCAUCAUUAUUUGAUUCUUAUAUGUAUUCAGUGUUUCACUGUUUGAAAUAUGUCAAUCCAAACCUCAGUGCUUUCUCAUAUAGAAGGGUUUGUUUUGUGCUGUUCCAUGACCUAAAACCUUAAAUCCCUUUACAUGUUCCUAUUUAAUGGUUGUACUUUCUGUUGAAAUAUUUGAUUAUGAUGUCUCAAAUUUGUCUUUAUGAAAUGUAUCCUGUUUCAUUUAUGAUUAACAAGCUUUCUUUAACUGAAUCUGCUAUUUAUUACUUUAGUAAUGUAAUACCAUUGUAUUAAUAUAAGAUAUCUCUGUGAGAUGACAAGAGAAUUCAAUAAAAA
Thunnus maccoyii (southern bluefin tuna) is the source of this 5720-nucleotide messenger RNA. RefSeq names its product contactin-4. Bases 274 to 3384 code for a protein of 1036 amino acids. The record is from RefSeq and is a predicted model, not a curated record. Gene Ontology annotation, molecular function: protein binding. Gene Ontology annotation, biological process: cell-cell adhesion. NCBI's taxonomy places the organism in Eukaryota, Metazoa, Chordata, Actinopteri, Scombriformes, Scombridae. The transcript is spliced from 24 exons.